GGGGGCGGGAGCCAAUGGGAGCGGCGGGGGGCGCGUGCGGUGCCGGGAGCAGCCCUGAGUAGUGCUUGGCCGUGCCCUCCUGAGUGCUCCCUUGGAAAGUGGCGAUGAUCACGUUCAUGAACAAUUCAGACAGCGAGGAAGAGCCCUGCAAUGAGAGAACAUCCCUGAUGUCUGCAGAGAGCCCUCCAGUACCUUCCUACCAGGAUGGCCUGCAAGCCUCAGCAGCAGGGGAAGCACAGGCACAUAGGAAGAGGCGAGCAGGCAGCAACCGUGGCCCGAACAAUAUUGCUGGCGGAGAAAUGUCUGGCUCGGGUAUUCCAGUGAGAGAAAGUGCCCUGGAAAAUGAAGAGGAGGAACUGACUCUGAAAUAUGGAGCAAAGCAUGUAAUCAUGCUCUUUGUGCCUGUCACCCUUUGUAUGAUUGUUGUCGUCGCCACCAUAAAGUCAGUGCGCUUCUAUACGGAGAAAAACGGGCAGCUGAUCUACACCCCUUUCAGUGAGGACACCCCAUCUGUGGGCCAGCGUCUCUUGAACUCGGUGUUGAACACCAUCGUAAUGAUCAGUGUCAUCAUUGUAAUGACCGUGUUCCUAGUGCUGCUCUAUAAAUACCGCUGCUACAAGUUCAUCCAUGGCUGGCUGAUCCUAUCCUCCUUGAUGCUGCUCUUCCUCUUUACCUACAUAUACCUCGGUGAAGUGUUGAAGACAUACAACGUGGCCAUGGAUUAUCCCACUCUGUUCAUAGUCAUCUGGAAUUUUGGAGCUGUUGGAAUGAUUUGCAUCCACUGGAAAGGUCCCUUGCAGCUCCAGCAAGCUUAUCUUAUUAUGAUCAGUGCUCUAAUGGCAUUGGUGUUCAUUAAAUAUCUACCUGAGUGGUCAGCAUGGGUGAUUCUAGGUGCAAUCUCCAUCUAUGAUCUGAUGGCUGUUCUCUGUCCCAAGGGGCCACUGAGAAUGCUGGUAGAAACUGCACAGGAGAGAAAUGAGCCCAUUUUCCCUGCAUUAAUAUAUUCAUCUGCUAUGAUGUGGACAGUUGGAAUGGCAAAGCCAGACACAGCAGCAAGAGGACCAAGCCAGCAGACAUGGGAUGCAGCUGAGGAUGGGAGAGAACACCUCAGGAGCCCUUCACAUGCAGAGUCUCAGAUGUCAGAGACAAGGAGUCCUGUUCCAACCCACCCCAUCACUUCUUUAGAGGAGCUCGAGGAGGAGGAAAGGGGUGUGAAGCUGGGCCUUGGAGACUUCAUAUUUUACAGUGUGCUUGUUGGGAAAGCAGCUGCCACAGCUAGUGGAGACUGGAAUACCACACUGGCCUGCUUUGUAGCCAUUCUCAUAGGUUUAUGCCUAACACUUUUACUACUGGCUGUUUUUAAGAAAGCACUGCCUGCUCUUCCCAUCUCCAUCACCUUUGGCUUGAUCUUCUACUUCUCUACAGACAACCUUGUGCGACCAUUCAUGGACACCCUGGCCUCCCACCAGCUGUAUAUUUAGAAGAAGUGGGAGUUAGAGGAUUCUUCUUCAAGCCUUGCUGUGAAGCAUGGUACAAUGUUUGGAAUAGGUCAUAAGGUUUUUACACUUAGUGCCAUAUAUUUGUAAGGAAAACACUAAUUCUGUGACAUGCUGUGUACUAAAAAUCUAAUAGUUACGUCUUGAAGUGAGAUUUUUCACAGGACUCUUGGUGAAAAGCCUGGCUCCUUGCUGAUGUCAGAGUGUUACUUUUAUUUUAUUUGAUGUGCACAGUGGCUGUUAUGAGCCCAGAAACCUGUAUGUAGCAUGGAACACUGGAGAGGUGAGAGGUCUGAUCUUCCAGGAGCUAAGUAAGGUGUUCAGCCCUGGAACUGCAGUCAUCUUUAACCACACUCUAGAAUUUCUAAGUCUUCACACGUUUGAGUGCAGUACAAACACGAGGUGCAAGUGAUUGGAAAAGCACAGCUGGCAGCAUGCACAGAGCAAUGUGUGAGCCAUUAGAGAAGUGAGGUUGGACUUCCUACGUUGGCUGCUGUGCACACAGCAUCUGCUGGAAUUGCCCCAAAGGCCCAUUUAUUCUGACCUUAGUUAGACAUAGUGAGCCAAGAGGGAUCAGGACAGGGUGUCAGUGCUGGGAUGUGUGAAUAUCAGGCUCCUCGCCCUGAGCACAUCCACCACUGCAGGAAGCAGCUGAUGAAGGCAGGGCUGCCCCUUCCAGUGCAUCAGAUCCUCAGCGUGUGGAAACAGAUACUGCUCUCUCCUCCCAAUGUUUUAUUUCUUAGGAAAUAUAUUUCUGGGUCCAUACUACAAUCCUGAAAUGACCCUAAGGUGGAAAUGACUGAACAACUCCAGUAAAUCAGACCUGUAACUUACUGUGUGUGUUUCUGGUCUCAUUUCUGUGCAUUGUUGUAACUACUCCAAAGGAGGAUUUACCUUCCCUUUAUUAAGAGGUCCUCUCUUACACUGACUGAGACUUGGUUUACCUAGGUUUUUGUACUGUUUAAAGAUUAUUUGUUUAAUUACAAUUUUUAAAAUAGCUAUUUAGUGUCAAAGGGACUCUUUUGGAAAUAUCCAGUCAUAGUUUAUAUCAAAAUAUUGGGGUGCAAACUUCAAUCUCUUGUUACAUUACUUUUAGGAAUAGCUAUACACCCUCAAGUGAGUUCAAUAACAAAAUCACAGUGCUUGAUGCUGUGAUUAAGAAAAUCAUAGUGCUCGGUGUCAGUAAAAAAGACAUAGGACAGACUGAACCUUUAUGUUUUGUCCACUGUUGAAAAUAAUUUUAUUUCUACUCUUUGAGUCAGUUUUUCAAUAGUUGCCAAAGUUCUGUGAUUUUUUUUCUUCUCUCUUUACUUGUGUCUGUUACUCAAACAAGCUCAGUUUUCUUUGACAGCUGAUCAGUGUCAGUAAAUGUAACAUGCAAGAUUUCAUGAAUAAUGCAAUGUCAUUGGGAGACACAGAAUUAAUUUCUGGAAAUACUUUUUAGCUAAGGCUUUGAAUUACACAUUUUUUAUGUAGUGCUUUUUCCAGUAGACCUGUUCAAGCUCAUCUGCUUUGAUAUUUAACAAGGACAUCACACAGGUGAUUCAGACUAAUUUUUAAAAAGUGCAUAAGGGUUUUUACAAGGGUGUGUGUGUGUGUGUGUGUGUGUGUCUGUCUCAGUCUGGACAAGUCAGUAACUCUUGGUCUUUGUUAGUUUUCGUCCUCAUUUCUCACAUUUGCAAUGUUUGGACUUAACAACUGCAGACAGAGUAACUGUUACUAUAAGGUAUUUCCUUUGGAAAUGUAAAUCAGUAGAGCUUUGUUUGCUGAUUUUUAAGGUUUAUGUGAGAAUUGCUUUUUCUAUUUGUUUGUUUGUGUUUGUUUUUUCAAUGAAAACAGUUAUGGGGCCAAAUCAGACUAGAAUCACUGGGAAACAAUGAUUUUACUUUUUGCAUUGCAUGGUGUAGAGAGGAUGUGUGUUAUUUGUAUAUACUGAAAGAAAAAUCCUGCUUGGCUUCUCAGGGUUGUAGCUUAUUGUUAGAAAUUAUUUCUAUGAAAGCAGAGUUGAUACUUGAAGAAACUGGGAGGGGAAUCUUCACACAGUGAAGGAUCACCACUGGUUUUCUGCAGAUACCUGCUUGCCAAAGACUGGCCUUCCACUGACCAAUUCUGCAGAACUUAAAAGAAUUUUAAUUUAAAAGGUAACUGAGCAAGAGAUUCUGGAAGUGCAACAGAAUGUAUUGUCCUGAUGAGUGAUAGUAUAUGGAUAUACUGGAGUGGUUGUAAUUGUGUACAAGUUCGUAUGUAUUUACUACAAAUAUAUAUUUGUGUUUGUGUGUGCAUAUACACACAGACACACAAAUUUUAAAAUUACAUGGAGUGAUUUCUCAUCUCUUUGGACCUGUGCAUGAAGUGAAGUUUUGUCUGUGCAGCAUGGCCUAAGAUGUGAAAUGCAGAGGGCAGGAUUUACCCUACUCAUAGCUGGCUGCUACAUGAGAUUCUGACUCAGUGACCUGGCAACUUGAAUCAGCAAAGCAUUUGUCUGCCUAAUGUGCUUAUUCACCAGUGUCACCUUGCUGCAUGCUCUGAAGAAAUCCUACUGUUCCCCCUGACGUGCAUCUCUGAAACAGCACAGCUCAGGAACACUGAGGUAACACCUUUCUUGAUGCUGGUGUCACUCAGAGUCCGAAGUCCUACAGGAGGUGCCACGUGUUGGCAUUUUCCUGUGUGAUCCAGGUCACACUCACCCCUCCUCUCCAGUCUGAAAUUAAUGUUUCAGCGCAUCUAGUCUCAAAUGUAGCUUGGGCAUACAUCAGUUUUUAAGCUCUAAGACUGAAGCCAAGUCCAGGAACAAAAAUUUAGUGGUGGGCCUGCCUAAUGCAACCCCUUGAGUGAAACUUUUGGUGGGAGAUCUGGGGUUUUGUUUAACUGUCUGCUGUGUGUCAAAAACUGGAGAUGAGCCCUGUCCUCAGAGGAUGCAAAAGAAGCAUCACAGUCAUAAUGAAAAAAACAGAAACAGGAUAGUUCUUGCAGAAGCAUACAGCUUUCAUUUGAAAAUGAAAAUGACCAUCUCAUGGUCUCAUUCAUAAUACCUGAGUUCAGGCUCUUUGUUCUUCCCUUCAUAGGUACUACUUCCAGCUAAUCCCACUGUGUUUGCUUUCCUCUUCCUUGUAACUCAAACGGGGUUUUGGUUUAAAUUGAAUGUAUAGUUAUUUUUCUUUAUUGUUUCUCUCAGUCCCUGAUCUCCGUUUCUGCUUUAGAGAUGCUCCUUGGCAGCCACGGGAGGGCAGUAGGUCUAUGUGGAGAAGUACCAGCCAUUUUAAAGUACUCUGCCCUGUGCCCCAUGUUUUCCAGAGAGGCUGAAGGCCCUGGAAUAUCCUUCGUGGCAGGAAAAUAAAACUGGCAGCACAGC
This is a messenger RNA of Ficedula albicollis (Collared flycatcher), 4848 nucleotides long. RefSeq names its product presenilin 2 (gene PSEN2). Gene Ontology annotation, biological process: intracellular signal transduction; negative regulation of apoptotic process; amyloid precursor protein catabolic process. Gene Ontology annotation, cellular component: lysosomal membrane; neuronal cell body; cell cortex. NCBI's taxonomy places the organism in Eukaryota, Metazoa, Chordata, Aves, Passeriformes, Muscicapidae. Bases 105 to 1481 code for a protein of 458 amino acids. The record is from RefSeq and is a predicted model, not a curated record. Gene Ontology annotation, molecular function: aspartic endopeptidase activity, intramembrane cleaving. The transcript is spliced from 11 exons.